Messenger RNA from Juglans regia (Persian walnut), 2576 nucleotides. Its product is annotated as protein STRUBBELIG-RECEPTOR FAMILY 7-like. The transcript has 17 exons. The coding region runs from base 359 to 2383 and encodes 674 amino acids. Gene Ontology annotation, molecular function: protein kinase activity; protein binding; ATP binding. NCBI's taxonomy places the organism in Eukaryota, Viridiplantae, Streptophyta, Magnoliopsida, Fagales, Juglandaceae. Gene Ontology annotation, biological process: protein phosphorylation. The record is from RefSeq and is a predicted model, not a curated record.
AAUUUGUGCCUGCCAGCUUUUCUCGGGCACUGGCUGCAAAUGUAGGAUUACAAAGUACAAUCUGUCUUAAGUAAAGGUAAAAGGAAAAGAUAGAGAGAGCAUUUGGGUGGGAUAAUUCUGGGCUGAGAGAGAGAGAGAGAAGAGAGAGAGAGAUGUUGGAGAAUUGGAGAGUGGCGGCAGUGGUCUUCAGCCUCUGCAUUUUGGGACCGAGGCCCAGUUCAGUUGAUGCUGCCACAGACCCGUCAGAAGAAACGGUCUGUACUGAUUUUGGGAGCAGAUAGUGGCGUUAAGAAUUUGGAGAGGAGUUAUCUGAUGAGGAAAGUUGCUUACUUGUAGUUGCUCUGCUGCUCUGAGGGACAUGUAUAGCAGUUUAAAUUCUCCUCCUCAGCUAACCCAAUGGAGUUCAACUGGUGAUGACCCAUGUGGGCAGUCUUGGAAAGGCGUUACUUGCACAAGCUCACGAGUGACAGAAAUUAAAUUGUCGGGGCUUGGACUUUCUGGAUCGAUGGGGUACCAUCUCUCAAGUUUGACCAUGCUAACCAGCCUAGACAUGAGCAAUAAUAAUCUUGCAGGCGAGAUACCUUAUUCACUUCCUCCAAAUGUGUCACAACUGAAUCUUGCUUAUAAUACAUUUAAUAAAGGCGUCCCUUAUUCCAUUUCUCAGAUGGCUUCUCUUAAAUACCUAAACAUCAGUCACAAUCAACUACAGGAACAACUGUUUGACGCCUUUGGACAACUUUCUUCUCUCUCUACAUUGGAUCUUUCAUUCAAUUCUCUGCCGGGAAACCUCCCACAGAGUUUCAGCUCCCUCUCAAGUAUGACCUCAAUGUAUUUGCAAAACAACCAGUUUACAGGCAAUAUUGAUGUCCUUGCCAAUCUUCCCCUGGAGAAUCUGAAUAUUGAAAAUAACCAUUUCACUGGCUGGAUUCCUGAACAAUUGCAAAACAUUAAUCUGCAGAAAAAUGGAAAUUCAUGGAGCUCAGAGCCUGCACCCCCACCUCCACCUGGUACACCUCCAGCCAGAAAAAGACCAAAUCACAAAUCUGGUGGCAAUGAAAGCCCAUCAGAUGGUUCGGGAGGUGGCAACAAACCAGGAAUUGGAGGUGGUGGCAUAGCAGGAAUAGUCAUAUCCAUCUUUAUUGUCGGGGCAAUAGUUGCAUUCUUUUUAAUGAAGAGAAGAUCCAGGAGGCCAUUAUCAGAUAUUGAGAAGCUUGAUAAUCAGCCCUUUGCUCCUCAUGCUUCAACUGAAGUCCAAGAAGUGAAGGCGGUACAAACUUCUUCCGUAAUCAAGACACAUUCUUUUGAUACUAAUGCCUCAAUAAAUCUUAGACCCCCACCCAUCGAUCGUCACAAAUCAUUUGAUGAAGAUUGUUUUCCACAGAAGCCUAUUGUUGCCAAGAAAGCUAACAUAGCUCCUAUAAAUGCAACAUCAUAUUCAGUAGCAGACCUGCAGAUGGCUACUGACAGCUUCAGUGUAGAAAACCUUCUGGGUGAGGGGUCUUUUGGACGUGUUUAUCGAGGUCGAUUUGAUGAUGGGAAGAUUCUUGCUGUGAAGAAAAUAGAUUCAUCUGCCCUUCCUGCUGAAUUGUCAGAAGAAUUCACAGAGAUGGUUUCAAACAUCUCCCAGCUGCAUCAUCAAAAUAUAGCAGAGCUAGUUGGUUAUUGUUCAGAGCAUGGGCAGCAUCUGCUAGUUUAUGAGUUCCAUAAAAGUGGCUCACUUCAUGACUUCCUGCAUCUAUAUGAUGAUUACAGCAAACCGUUGACGUGGAACUCCCGCGUCAAGAUUGCUUUGGGGACUGCACGUGCAUUGGAGUACCUACAUGAAGUUUGCUCUCCAUCUGUAGUUCACAAGAAUAUCAAGUCAGCCAACAUUUUGCUGGAUGCAGAACUGAAUCCUCACCUGUCAGACUCUGGCCUGGGAAGCCUUGUCCCAAAUGCAGAUCAGAUUUUGAGCCGGAAUGCAGGAUCUGGAUACAGUGCACCUGAGGUUGCCAUGUCUGGUCAGUAUACUCUUAAGAGUGAUGUUUACAGUUUCGGAGUGGUGAUGUUGGAGCUUCUUAGUGGGCAUAAACCAUUUGAUAGCACAAGGCCAAGAUCUGAGCAGUCCUUGGUUCGAUGGGCAACACCUCAGCUCCAUGAUAUUGAUGCUCUUGGAAAAAUGGUUGAUCCGGCCCUUAAAGGGCUCUACCCAGUAAAAUCUCUCUCACGGUUUGCUGAUGUCAUUGCACUUUGCGUCCAGCUGGAGCCUGAGUUUCGACCACCUAUGUCAGAAGUGGUUCAAGCGCUUGUUCGUUUAGUGCAACGAACGAACAUGAGUAAGAGAACAAUUGGAAAUGACCUAGGAGCAUCCCAAAGAGCCGUCAACUCAGACACGCAUGAGUGAAUCCAUGCCUCCAACGUCUGCAAAAUUCUUCUUUGAUAAAACAGAGAAGAAACAGCAAAGUUUCUUGGUUUUUCUUCUUUUUCUUUCAUUUUUUCUUUUUACUCCCUGAAUGGAGCUUGUAAAUACCAGUUAUUUAGCCUGCUGCACCAUUUGCUAUCCAAAAGUUAUAUGGACAAUAUAAAGUUAAACUGUA